Molecule: messenger RNA, 1320 nt
Organism: Micromonas commoda
Lineage: Eukaryota; Viridiplantae; Chlorophyta; Mamiellophyceae; Mamiellales; Mamiellaceae
Exons: 1
Coding region: 1-1320 (439 amino acids)
Biological process (GO): peptidyl-proline hydroxylation to 4-hydroxy-L-proline; protein dephosphorylation
Cellular component (GO): endoplasmic reticulum
Molecular function (GO): L-ascorbic acid binding; procollagen-proline 4-dioxygenase activity; iron ion binding
Source: RefSeq, a predicted model, not a curated record
AUGGGGUCCGAGGCGAACAUCCCCGAUGCCACCGCCGUGUUGGGCACGUGGCUCCACGUCGGAUCGCAGGAGAGCGUCGCGGAGGAACGGAAGGAGCGCCUCGUCGCCGCGGGGGUGACGCACGUCCUGUCGGUGAUGAAGCGACCGCCGCCUUGGCUGUCGUCGUCGGGGCCCGGCCCGAUGAAGCUUCCCUUCGCGCACAUGCACGUCAAGGUGGAGGACACUCGCGCCGCGGACAUCUCGGCGCACUUCGACGAGACCGGCGCGUUCAUCCGCGCGUGCGAGGCGUCGGGGGGGCGAUGCGUCGUCCACUGCGCCUUCGGCCAGAGCCGAUCGGUGACGGUCGCCGCCGCGUACAUGGUGACGCAUCGCGACAUGUCCCUCGGCGCCGCGCUGGAGGCGAUCCGAUCGGUGCGACCGUGCGCGUGCCCGAACCCGUCGUUCAUGACGCAGCUCGUGAGGCACGAGAUGGCGACGACGGGCGCGCCCCCGUCGGACUUGAGGGACUUCCCGUCCCUUCCAAAGCCGUGGAGGUUCGUGGCGUGGCGAGAUCCGCUGCGGCAAAAUCAGCGGUUCGUGUCGUGUCACGGCCGACUGAUGAAGGUCAAGCAGGUGUCGAGGCACCCGCGGCUCGCGGUGAUUCACAACUUCAUCUCCAAAGAGGAAGCCGCGGCGAUCGUCGACGUCGCCGCGCCGGAGUUGCACCCCUCGCUCGUCGUGAGACACCAAACGGCAAAGCGAGGAGACACUGCCGGCGGCGACACAGCUGUACACGGCGAGGCCACCGCCGGUCGGACCUCGCACAACUGCCGCGUCUCGUCCUCGCACCCGAUCGUGCGCGCGGCGAUCCAACGCGCGGCGUACCUGUGCGGUCUCGAACCGUCGCACGCGGAGCCCGCGCAGGUUGUGCGUUACCUGCCCUCCCAGGAGUACAAGCCGCACCACGAUUGGUUCGACCGCGCGCACCCCGAAUCGUUUCGUGCCAAGACGGAGGGCAGAGGCGGGCAGAGGGCGGUGACGUGCCUCGCGUACCUCGUCGAACCGGAGCGCGGCGGCCGAACGUACUUCCCCAAGCUUCGCGCGGGCUUCGAGCCGAAAGUCGGCGACGCGUUGCUGUGGUGGAACGUCGACGAGAACGGCGCGGAGGACUUCAAGACGCUGCACGCGGGGGAGCCGGUGGAGGCUGGCGCCAAGUGGGCGCUGAACCUGUGGCUGCGGGAGAAGCCGCGGCGGGGGGAGGAAGGAAACGCAGGGACGUGUGAAAAAGAAAAAGAUGCGGUGGACGAGCUCGCGGAUGGCAUCGCAAAGUUUCGCAUGUAA